AUGGAGGCCAACGAAGACCCCUUGGCUGCUUUAGGAAACGCGGAGCUCGCUCACAUACUGCAGUGCAUCGUCGCCUGCCCUGACGGGCGCAUGGCACUGUCCCGCCUGGGGCCUGUUGCGCUGGUUUCAAGACGGCUGCGCGCGGCAGUGCAGGGCGUCACCGCGACCCAGGCCACCCGCAUCGUCCAUCGGCCAUCCAGUGCGCGCCAGGACGCGUCGCCGAUGCGGCGGCAGCGCCGGCUGAUGAGCGGCGCCGCCGCCGCCCUGGAGAUGGCACGGCUCAGGAGCUUGCACAUUGACGCAGACCCGGCAGGAACCACUAGCAGCGCCGACGGCUGCCUGAGCCGGUUCUUGGCACUCGCUCCGGCCCGUCUUGGGCCCCCGCCGCUGCGCAGCCUGACAAUCGCGGCUGCUGACCUGGCGGCCCUUGCUGGCCGCGCCCGCGACGACGGCACCACCCGAAGGCUGCCGCCGGCGCUGGCGGCUGUGUCGCGCCUGGUCCUGGCCGCAGCGCCACCCGCAGAGUGCACUGCGAGUGUGCCGCCAUGGUCCACGGGCCUCCCACUGCACAGCGUGGCGGCCGCGCUGCUGCAGCUGCCUGAGUUGGCGGAGCUGACGCUGUCCGAGGUGCCGCCCUGCUGCGCCCAGCUGGCCGAGGCGCUGCCGCGCUGCGCGGCGCUGCGCAGCCUCACGCUACGGUGGACCCACCUGGAGCCCUGCGACGCCCUGGGCGGUGCUGCGCCGCCGGCCGCGGCGGCUUGGCUGGGCGCUGCUUGCCGCGUGCGCCGCAGCAGCGGCGAGGACGGCGGUGGCGGGGGCGACGGCGGCGACGGGUGCUUCUGGGCGGGCGCCACGCAGCUACGGGCGCUGGCGCUGCCGGCGCUGGUGGCGCUUGCGGCGCCGCGGUCACUGGCGUGGCUGACGGCGCUGACAGCCCUGGACGCCCUGGCCGGCGCCAGUGGGUCGUGCGGGUGGCACACCCGCGAGGCGAUGGGCCUGCUGCGCCGCCAGCGCUGGCACGGCCUCCCGCCUGGGGCCCCGGCCGCGGAGCUUCUGCGUGCUGCAUUGCCAGUGCGGUCCUUCUCAGCCCUUGCACGCCUGGCUGCGCCGGUUGUGCCUGGCGGCGCUGAAGACCUUCUCGCGGCCGCAAGCGAGCUGCCGGCACUGCGCUCGUUGACGCUGUUUGCUGGCUCGGAGGGCCAGGAGGGUAUGGUGCUGCCGCAGCAAGGGCAGCUGUAUGUGCACCUGGGCCACCUGGCGGAGCUGAACCUGGUCGGGUUUGAACGCGAGUUCGACCUGCUGCCGGGGGGUGCCCUGGCACGGCUUACGGGCCUCAGGGCCCUGCGUUUGACACGAUGUGUGUGGGAGCACUGGGACUACGCUUGGCUGCUCACCCUGGGGGAGGCGGUGCCCACCCUGCAGUCCCUGGACUACGAGAUCAGAUGCCAUUGGAGGGGCAUCGACCACCUCUGGCCGUGCCUCACGAACCUCACCAGCCUCACCCUUCUGCGCUUUGCGACGCCGUCCAGCUGCGAGCAGCCUGACUGGGGGCAGCCUCGCCAGGUGCACUCGUUCACCUGGGCGCGCCCACACCAAGUGCUCACCCCCCUUACUGCGCUGCGCCAGCUGCGCGAGCUGCGAGUCUCUGCACACAACAUGUGCCUGCGCCCUUGCGCUCCGCGUCGCGCCGUCAGCGAGGCGCCCGACCUGCUCAGCAGCCUGACCACGCUCAGUUGUCUGGAGCUACACGUCUGCAGGGGCGCCAGGCAGGCCGCCCCCUGGCUCGCUCCGCUCGCGCCGUCGCUGCGGCGGCUCGUGCUGUCGGAGACGGCGCUUGCGCCGGCGUCCUGCUGGGUGCACCCACCAGACAACACGUUUGCGCCCGAGGCGCUGCGCGGCCUCACGCAGCUGGAGGAGCUGCGGCUGGGAUGGGCCAUGCCGUCCACCGGCAGCUGGCGUUUGCCCGCGUGGCUCACCGAGCUUACGGCGCUGCGGCGGCUGGGGCUGCCAGCUAUCCGCGCUAGUGAUCCUGCGCUGGACUCGCACGUGACGAGGGUCAUUCGAGUGUGCGCUGCCGAGGCAUCCGCAGCAGCCAACCUUCGGCGGCGCCCGUAUGAGGAGCGCGUGGCGGAGGAGUACUCGGAGCAUGAUGUGCAGGACGAGAGGGAGGCGCUGCUGCAGCUGAUGCGCAUGGCUAACAUGCAGCAGGUCAGCCUGGACGCCAGCUGCGUGGCCGCGGCUGAGCUGCUGGCGGGCGCGGGUUACGGCUGCAUGGUGGCGUGCGGCCCGGGGCAGCACCUGGCCAGGGCGGGCGCCGGGCAGGGCGCCGCUAAUGGAUAG
Messenger RNA from Monoraphidium neglectum, 2340 nucleotides. RefSeq lists its product as hypothetical. Lineage: Eukaryota; Viridiplantae; Chlorophyta; Chlorophyceae; Sphaeropleales; Selenastraceae. The coding region runs from base 1 to 2340 and encodes 779 amino acids. The record is from RefSeq and is a predicted model, not a curated record. The transcript has 2 exons.